UCAAUCAUCCAAUAAUGUGUUUCCGUCGCUUCAACGAGACAUGGCUUCACCGACUAAACCACCUCCACCACCAACUCGCCUCCGCCCCCAAACCCAGUUCCAAAGAAGACCAGCUCCACCUCAGACAGCUCGUGGAACGAGUCAUGAAUCACUACGAGGAUUACUACCGAGUCAAGGCCCACGCGGCGACUCUAGACGCGUUCUCCAUGUUCUCUGCCCCAUGGGUUACCAGCCUGGAGCACUCCCUCCAGUGGAUAGCUGGGUGGAGGCCAACCGUCGUUUUCCAUCUUAUCUACACUGAGUCAAGCUCCCGGUUCCAGGCCGAGCUGAUCGACAUCCUACGUGGACACCGGACCGGCGACCUCGGGGAUCUCUCCCCUGGUCAACUCGGGGGAGUUAGCAAUCUGCAAUGCGAGACAGUGAAUGAGGAAAACGAGAUCACUAGGGAGCUAUCAGAUUGGCAAGACGGCGUGUGUGAUAUCAUGUCGUCGUCGAUGGGCAGUGACGUGGAUGGGAAGAUGCCAAGGUUGGUGAAGGUGCUGGAGAAAGCCGAUAAUCUACGGCUGAAAACCAUGCGGAGGGUAGUGGACUUGUUGACCCCACAACAGGCCGUCGAGUUCUUGACUGUCACCGCCGAGAUGGAAUUUGGCAUUCGUAGAUGGGGCCUGGAGAAAGACCGCAUGCGUGUUGGCGUGCAAUGUCGUCUAUAUGUGUGUGUUGAUCAUGGAAUCAUUAUACGCUCUAGCAGUUUAGUGUCAGUGUCUCUAGUUUUUGCCUUUAUCCUGCCGCCGGGGGUGAGGCGGCGGUGGUGA
This is a messenger RNA of Telopea speciosissima, 812 nucleotides long. RefSeq names its product protein DOG1-like 4. Gene Ontology annotation, molecular function: sequence-specific DNA binding. The transcript is spliced from 2 exons. The coding region runs from base 15 to 812 and encodes 265 amino acids. Gene Ontology annotation, biological process: DNA-templated transcription. Lineage: Eukaryota; Viridiplantae; Streptophyta; Magnoliopsida; Proteales; Proteaceae. The record is from RefSeq and is a predicted model, not a curated record.